Salvia splendens (bonfire salvia) is the source of this 1023-nucleotide messenger RNA. RefSeq names its product 1-Cys peroxiredoxin. Gene Ontology annotation, cellular component: cytosol; mitochondrion. Gene Ontology annotation, biological process: cell redox homeostasis. The record is from RefSeq and is a predicted model, not a curated record. The transcript is spliced from 2 exons. Lineage: Eukaryota; Viridiplantae; Streptophyta; Magnoliopsida; Lamiales; Lamiaceae. Bases 157 to 615 code for a protein of 152 amino acids. Gene Ontology annotation, molecular function: oxidoreductase activity; antioxidant activity.
CUUCACAAAAAAGAAAAAAUAAACUACACAUAUAUACCAUAAAAUCAUCCCCGGGCUUACCAUCGGAGACACUCCCAACUCCUUCACCAUCAUCUUCUCUCAUCCAGUGAAUUCCUAGGUGACUUCACUCCGGUUUGCACGACGGAGCUCGGAGCCAUGGCGGCGUAUGCGGACAAAUUCUCCGAGCUCGGUGUGAAGCUGCUAGGGUUGUCGGCGGACGACGUGGAGUCCCACAACGCGUGGAUCAAGGACAUCGAGGCGUACUGCAACGGGUGCAAGGUGACGGACCCCAUCGCGGCCGACCCGGAGAGGAGGAUCAUAAAGGAGCUGAACAUGGUGGACCCGGACGAGAAGGACUCGUCCGGGAACCAGGUCCCGUCGCGGGCGCUGCACAUCGUGGGGAGGAACAUGGAGGAGGUGGUGAGGGUGGCGGAGUCGCUGCAGAGGGCGGCGAAGGGGGAGGCGGUGGUGAUAUCGCCAAGCGUGUCGAAUGAGGAGGCCAAUAGGAUGUUUCCGCAGGGCUACAAGACCGCCGAUGUCCCUUCCAACAAGGGCUACUUGAGGUCAGGGGCGGAUCCAGAAAAAAUUGCCAGUAAGGGCUCCACUAGGGCUUGAGGUGCAGUCGAGCCGUUGUCGCGUUGGUGUCGCCGUGUCUCCGUGCAGCAGGCAGCAACGCUGGUGUCGCCGUGUAGAACAGAGAAGCGGCGUUCCGGGCCUUCGGAUGGCGCGGGCGGCGAAUGUCCGCAGCAUCGUGCCUCGCCUCGAUAGAGCGAUGCGGCACCGCCGGCGAAGAGACGUUUCAGAGAUAUUUUGGAAUUGGGGAUUUUCAGUUUUGCUGCUUUUCUCGUUUUUUUUUAUUUACUUUUUGUUAUUGAGUUAUUUUUAUUUUUAAUUAGUUAUUUUGAGUAGUAUUUUUUAUUUUGGGCUGAAAACAAAUUUUAUUUUGGACCUUUGUAUGGGCUGAAUUUUAUUUAUACUCACUUGUCUAACACUUCUUGGGUUGAAUUUUAUUUAUUUCCUGUG